Eutrema salsugineum is the source of this 3512-nucleotide messenger RNA. RefSeq names its product 5'-3' exoribonuclease 3. The record is from RefSeq and is a predicted model, not a curated record. Gene Ontology annotation, cellular component: nucleus. The coding region runs from base 155 to 3226 and encodes 1023 amino acids. The transcript has 23 exons. Gene Ontology annotation, molecular function: 5'-3' RNA exonuclease activity; RNA binding; zinc ion binding. Lineage: Eukaryota; Viridiplantae; Streptophyta; Magnoliopsida; Brassicales; Brassicaceae. Gene Ontology annotation, biological process: nuclear-transcribed mRNA catabolic process.
UGACCUUACCCGCCGUCGGCAAACACCGUCGAUUUGAUUAGUUCUCUCUCUCUCUCUCUCUCUCUCUCUCUCUGCUUAGGUCUCUGAGUUUUGCUGCUGGAUAAUCUCUAUUCUUUUUGCCGCCGGAGAUUUAUAGCUUCGAGAUCGGUGAAGAAUGGGAGUUCCGGCGUUUUACCGGUGGUUGGCGGAGAAGUAUCCAAUGAUAGUGGCGGACGUUGUCGAGGAAGAGCCUGUUGAAAUCGAGGGCGUCAAGAUUCCGGUGGAUACUAGUAAACCUAAUCCUAAUAAUCUAGAAUAUGAUAACCUUUAUCUUGACAUGAACGGGAUUAUCCAUCCUUGCUUCCACCCUGAAGAUAGGCCAUCUCCGACUACCUUUGAGGAGGUGUUUCAGUGUAUGUUUGACUACAUCGAUAGACUUUUCGUGAUGGUACGGCCGAGGAAGCUACUGUAUAUGGCUAUUGAUGGUGUUGCUCCAAGAGCUAAAAUGAAUCAACAGCGGUCUAGACGGUUUAGAUCCGCUAAAGAUGCAUCGGAUGCAGCUGCUGAAGAAGAACGGCUGCGAGAGGAGUUCGAGAGGGAGGGUAGAAAACUCCCUCCUAAAGUGGACUCUCAAGUCUUUGAUUCUAACGUUAUUACACCAGGGACAGAAUUCAUGGGUGUUCUGUCUAUCGCCCUGCAGUAUUAUGUGCACCUUAGACUUAAUUAUGAUGUUGGUUGGAAAAACAUCAAGGUUAUCCUUUCAGACGCAAAUGUUCCAGGUGAAGGGGAGCAUAAAAUCAUGUCAUACAUUCGUCUUCAAAGAAAUCUUCCUGGUUUUGACCCAAAUACUCGGCAUUGCUUAUACGGAUUGGACGCUGACCUGAUUAUGUUGGGCUUGGCAACCCAUGAAGUUCAUUUUUCAAUUCUUCGAGAGGUGGUCUUCACUCCUGGACAGCAGGAUAAAUGCUUCUUGUGUGGUCAAAUGGGCCAUAUGGCUUCAGAUUGUGAAGGAAAAGCAAAGAAGAGGGCAGGAGAGUUUGAUGAGAAAGGCGAUGGUUUUGUCAAAAAGCCAUAUCAGUUCCUCCAUAUCUGGAUUCUUCGAGAAUACCUAGAGUUUGAAAUGAGGAUUCCCAACCCACCAUUCGAAAUUGAUUUGGAGCGCAUUGUUGAUGAUUUCAUCUUCAUAUGUUUCUUUGUGGGCAAUGAUUUCUUACCACAUAUGCCGACAUUGGAGAUUCGAGAGGGUGCUAUCAACUUGCUUAUGGCCGUUUACAAGAAGGAAUUUAGGUCGCUUGACGGCUAUCUAACUGAUGGGUGCAAGCCAAAUUUAAAGAGGGUGGAACAGUUUAUUCAGGCUGUUGGAUCUUUCGAAGAUAAGAUAUUUCAGAAAAGAACCAGGUUGCAUCAGAGGCAAGCGGAAAGAAUAAAGGGAGAUAAAGCUCGGAAAAAAAGAAUGGAUGAUGCAGCUCCGACAGUUCAACCUGAUUCUCUUGUUCCGGUUGCCAGAUUUAGUGGUUCUCGGCUUGCUUCGGCUCCUGCACCUUCACCAUUUCAGGCUAAUGAUGGAGGGUCUGCUCCGCCUCAAAAAGCUCGACGUGUAUCUUCAGGAUCCAGUAUUGGUGCUGCUAUUGUUGACGUCGAGAACAGUCUUGAAUCUGAUGAACACGAGAACAAAGAAGAAUUAAAGACAAAGCUCAAGGAGUUAAUACGUGAGAAAUCCGAUGCUUUCAACUCGGAUACUCACGAAGAGGAUAAGGUGAAGUUAGGGGAACCUGGAUGGAGAGAAAGGUAUUAUGAAGAGAAGUUCUCAGUAGUAACCCCUGAGGAAAUGGAAAGACUACGGAAGGAUGUUGUUUUGAAGUACACAGAAGGCCUUUGCUGGGUCAUGCAUUACUACAUGGAAGGUGUUUGCUCCUGGCAGUGGUUUUAUCCUUACCACUAUGCACCAUUUGCUUCUGAUCUGAAGGAUCUCGGAGAGCUGGAUAUUCAGUUUGAAUUAGGAACUCCUUUUAAGCCUUUCAAUCAACUUCUUGGGGUGUUCCCAGCUGCAAGUGCGCAUGCGCUUCCAGAGCGCUAUAGGACCUUGAUGACGGAUCCCAAUUCUCCUAUCAUUGAUUUUUACCCAACUGAUUUUGAAGUUGAUAUGAAUGGGAAGCGCUAUUCCUGGCAGGGUAUUGCUAAGCUGCCUUUCAUUGAUGAAAGACGCCUUCUAGAAGCUGUUUCCGAAGUGGAAUUCACGUUGACGGAUGAAGAGAAGCGUAGAAACAGCAUGAUGUGUGACAUGCUUUUCAUAGCAACGUCUCAUCGCCUUGCUGAACUCAUCUUUUCGCUUGACAACCAUUGUCGGCAACUGAGUGCCAGGGAGAGAGUAGACCUUAAGGUUAAGAUCAGACCUGAGCUCAGUGAUGGUAUGAACGGCUACUUGACUCCGUGUUCGGGAGAGACUCACCCGCCUAUAUUCAGGUCCCCGAUGGAGGGUAUGGAGGACAUCCUGGCCAACCAAGUCAUAUGUUGCAUAUACAGACUUCCGGAUGCACAUAAACACAUAACCAGGCCUCCUCCCGGUGUCAUCUUCCCUAAGAAGAUUGUAAACAUAGGAGACUUAAAACCCCCACCUGCUCUUUGGCAUGAGGAAAACGGAAGGAGACCGAUGCAUAAUAAUCAUCAAGGAAGGCAAAACCCACCUGGAAGUGUAUCCGGGAGGCAUCUGGGAGACGCAGCACACCGUCUCGUCUCAAACAACUUACAUACGAGAACAGACCGACAUGGUUAUCAGACAGCAGAUGUACAUAAUCAGCAUCAUCCUGGUUACGGCUACAAUCCUCCGCAGUAUGUUCCACCAAUUCCUUACCAAUAUGGUGGCUACAUUGACCCACCUGGUGUGCAAGGCUAUGUUCAGCCACAACAGCCUCCUUAUCCAAGUCGAGGUGGAUACCAACCUCGUGGUACCACUGGGAGAUUCCCAUCAGAUCCUUACCCGGUCCCGUCACGGGGAGGUCACCGUGACAAUAGAGGAGGAGGAGGGUAUUCUGGUAAUUACAAUCAACAACAACAACAACAAUGGCAUGGUCAAGGUGGAUCGGAGCACAAUAACCCACGAGGAUAUAGCGGUCAGCAUCAUCGUCAAGAUGGUGGAGACCGCGACCGCAGAAGAGGAGGAGGAGGAGGAGGAAGAGGAAGUCAUCACCAUGAUCAGGGCCAAGGCGGGAAUUCGUUUUCUGCAUUGCGUCCUAGACAUCGAUAUUAAGCACAAUGCUACUACUCCUGACCACCUUUCCUAACCGUAAGAAUCAAUCAUCAGGUGUAGUUGAAUUUCGUUUCAUACUGUUUGUUGUAUCAUUAGAAUUGGGCUGCUCUUGGUUCUUUGGCUUAAAAGGAAUGAAGAGCAGCUGGAAAAACUAUAGGUUACACUAGUUUUUCUUUCCGCUUGCAACAAUUUUUAUCAUUAUUUGGUGUAACGUUGAUUUACCGACGGUUUGUAGUGUAUCUUGUUUCUAAACGAUAUUUUUAGUCGAUUUAUCUUUGUGGAUCAA